Nymphalis io (European peacock) is the source of this 1566-nucleotide messenger RNA. It is a transcript of the gene Seipin, whose product is annotated as seipin. Gene Ontology annotation, biological process: lipid droplet organization; lipid storage. The transcript has 9 exons. NCBI's taxonomy places the organism in Eukaryota, Metazoa, Arthropoda, Insecta, Lepidoptera, Nymphalidae. The record is from RefSeq and is a predicted model, not a curated record. Gene Ontology annotation, cellular component: endoplasmic reticulum membrane. Bases 457 to 1503 code for a protein of 348 amino acids.
UGUGUGAAAUGUAUUACAUGAUGUUUAGUAUUGAAUUCAAAUUAGGUUAUUGUAAAAAUACUAAAUCAAUUUGGUUCAUGAACGCUAAAAACCAGUUGAAUGAAAUAUAAUUGUGAGUUUUGUGACAAUUUGCAUAUAUUUUGACAGUUUGUAAAUAAGUUUUGUUUUGUACUCGCCGUUUUUAUUACAUUUCAUUGAUAUUUGUACUAUGAUUCAUGAUAAAAGAAAUAUUAAAUAAUUUUUUAAAAACCCUAUAUCAUGUUCGAAUGUGAAAACCGAUAUCGUUACCAAUUUCACCCUCCGGAACUUCUGAAGUUUAUCUAACCGAAUUAUCAUUGUUUUAAAUAUCAAAUGGACGUUAUCAGUUAUCUACCCGACAAUCCUAGAUCCGUUUCCUUGACCGAUUCAUUAUAUGUGCGAUAAUAUAUUAAAUGGUGUUUUAAUUUGUGUUUAAACAUGGAAGUUCUGGGUUAUAUGAAUCCUUUUAAAGUUUAUCGUGAUUUCGUCCGUAACCCUAUAGAAUCUUUUGUAAGCGAACAGUACACGGGGUAUAAGAAGAAAACAAAUGAAAGCAUAACGAGUGUGAAAGAACUUUUAUAUAGAGCUGGUGUUGUGUCUGUGUUUUUGUCAGCAAUAUUGUGGAUUUCAAUAUUCUUGUAUGUUGUGUUCUACUACACUUAUAUGCCGAAUGUUACACACGUGCGACCUGUCCAUUUGCAGUUCAAAUCAUGUGAUGAGAAUAUGGGCGUGUGUUCCUUCCCUUCGGCACAUGUUCAACUAACAAGACGGACUCAUAUGUUGAUGUCUUCACAGCCAUACCGAAUAAAACUUUUGCUUGAGGUGCCAGAGACGCAGAUUAAUAAGGACUUAGGUAUGUUUAUGGUAUGUGCUCAGAUGCGAGCUUCGGGGGGUGUGUUAGUGUCAUCAUCAUGUAGAUCGACCAUGCUUCGACAUCGAUCAAAAUUACAUCAGAUAAUGCGGACAUUAGUUUACGCGCCGCUGUUAAUAUCAGGUUUUAACGAAGAGAAGCAAUUGAUUCAAGUGGAACUGUUCAGUGACUUCGAAGAUGAUCAGACACAUCCAGUUACGGACGCGUAUGUCGAGGUACAGUCGCGUUUCGUCCAAGUCUUAUCUUGCGAACUUCAGAUCGAAGCUCACUUCACGGGACUACGUUACGCCAUGUACUACUGGCCGAAGACCUCCGCGCUUAUUGGUAUUUCUUCAAAUUUAUUCUUCGUAUCACUUAUCUUUAUACUGAGCUGGUACCACUUACAGGAUGGUCUCCCUGAUGUCUUAAAGAACAAAUUGGGAUUAGAGAUAAAGAAAGAGAAAGAGGAAGAAGAUAAGAAAUUAUUUGGAAAAAUAAAAUUGGAACGAAAAGACUCUUUUCCCUUCAUCGAAGAAGAGACCCUUCUAGAAGAGUUCCAAAAAUUAGAGGAGAAGAAGAAAUCCUUAUCGCCGGCUGAACGAGGACGGAAAAUUGUAUCGGAGAAAUUAGAUUAAGACUGAUAAUAUAAGACGAUUUAUUUUUAUAUGUUUUAAACGUUAAUAAAUGGGUUGUAUUGA